Theobroma cacao (cacao) is the source of this 4099-nucleotide messenger RNA. NCBI's taxonomy places the organism in Eukaryota, Viridiplantae, Streptophyta, Magnoliopsida, Malvales, Malvaceae. The record is from RefSeq and is a predicted model, not a curated record.
AUGGAUACUAAGGAAACCAGUCCUGCUGAAUUUGCAACCUCUGUGUUUUCCAAUGUCGCUGCCAAUAUCACUACAAAUGCUCUGAAAAAAUUGGCAGGGAAAUUGGGAAAACCUAUUUUCGGUUUUGAUGAAAUUAUUGAAGAUUUCAAUGCAAAGAGGGAACAACUUAUACUUGCAAUCGAUAAGGUACAGAAUGACGUGAAUGAAGCCGAAAGGCAAACUGAGGUAAUUAAUCAUGACGUUGAGGAAUGGCUAACGAAGGCAAGACAAGAACUGAAAGAUGUGCAGAAUUUGUCAGAUAAAAUAGAAAGUAACAAGCGUUCCAAAUGGCUGUCUGGUAUGAGCUGGAGAUCCUCUUUAAGUAAGGAAGUAGAGAAGAAGACACUUGAUAUCUCUAAGCUUUUAGAGACUUGUAACUUUUCACGAGUCGGCCAGCGUCCUCCUCUUCAAGGAAUAGAGUUCAUAGUACCCAAGGAUUUCAUGCGUUCCGAAUCUUCAAUGUUAGCUUUCAGUGGGAUUAUGGAGGCUUUAAAAAGUGAUGGUGUGAACAUGAUUGGAUUGCAUGGAAUGCCAGGAGUGGGUAAAACAACUUUGGCGGAAGUAGUGGGGAAGCAAGCUACGGAACAAAAGCUCUUUGAUAAAGUUGUGAUUGUUACAGUGUCCCAAACUCCGAACUUCAACAAAAUUCAAGACAGAAUUGCCGAAAUCUUACAUUUUAACUUUAAAGCAAGUACAGAAAAAGGAAAAGCAGAAGAGUUAUGGCGGAGAUUAAAAAGUGAGAAGAAGAUUCUCAUAAUUCUCGAUGAUGUUUGGAAAGAACUUGAAUUGCAAAUUAUAGGAAUUCCAUUCGGUGGUGAACACGAGGGUUGCAAAAUUCUUUUAACUACACGUGAUCAACAAGUUUGUUGUAAAAUGGAUUGUGAAGAGGAAUUUAAGCUGAACAUUUUAUCUGAACAUGAAGCAUGGGUUUUAUUCAAAGACAAAGCUGGUCUGAAAGAUGACUCUCCCACCUUGAAUGUAGCGAAGGAGGUUGCUCCUGAAUGUGGCUGUUUGCCUCUUGCAAUUGUAACUGUGGCAAAGGCUCUAAAAGGUGAAAGUCUAGAUGCGUGGAUAGCAGCAAAUAAACGACUCAAGAGCUCAAGGCAUUUGGAUAAUCAACAUGUUUGUGGAGGUAUUUAUACAUGCCUUGAGCUUAGUUAUGAUUAUUUGGAUCAAGAUAAUAUCAAGCAAUGUUUCUUGUUGUGUGCCCUUUUUCCGGAAGAUUAUGAGAUUAGUAUUGAAUUGUUGACUAUAUGUGGAAUUGGUCAGGGAUUGUUUAAUAAUAAUUACUUCAUGGAAGACUUAAGGAGGGAAAUUCAUCUAGCACUGUCAAAACUCCAAAAGUCUGGUUUAUUAUUGGAAGCUAAUGAUAAAGAACAUAUAAAAAUGCAUGAUGUGGUUCGUGAUUUUGCUCAUUGGAUAACAUCGAGAGGGGAAAACAUAUUCAUGGUAAAAGAUUGGUUGACGGAAUGGCCUAUGAGUGAAAGGUUUGGAUGUUAUACGGCAAUCUCCUUAUGGAACAUUGAGAUCAAUCAUCUUCCUAACAAAGUGAAAUUUUCAAAACUCAAGACUUUGUUUCUCACAGGAAACAAUUCACUGAGAGUUUCGUGUGCAUUUUUUGAAAGAAUGACAACCCUCCAAGUUUUACUUCUUCAAGAUGUGGUACUCGCACUCAAAGCACUUCAAUUCUUGACAAACCUUCGAACUCUGUGCAUUAUAAAUUGUGAGCUUGAGAACAUCUCAUCAUUGAGGAAUCUGGAAAACCUUGAGAUUUUUGCAUUGCUGGAGACUAAUAUUUAUGAGCUACCAGAAGAAUUAGUGGGAUUGCAUAAACUAAAAUCACUAUAUUUUUCUUACGAUGAAGGGCCAUACUGUUAUUUCCCCCCUAACUUGCUACCAAGGUUGACCUCACUCCAAGAGCUACACAUGACAAGUGAUAACAAUGCUAACUUAUUGGAGCUGAAUUCAUUGACUGGUUUGACUGGAUUAGCACUGACAGUUUCUACUAAUCAAUGUUCUCAAGAAAACUUUGUGUUCCCUAAACUACAAAGCUACAAUAUAGCUGUAAGUGAAUAUUAUGAAGGUAUCGAAGUUUUGGAGGGGCUGAGCUUGAGAACCUUGAGAAUUAAGGAUUUCUCAUCCUCAUUAAAUGCAUUCAAGGAGCUAUUUUGCAAUGUGGAGAAGCUUACUUUGUCCAAGGUCACCAUGGAACACAAAAAUAUUGUCCCAAAUGUAGAUCAGCGCGGACUAAAGGAAUUAACUUCUCUUGAGCUUGUAUAUUGUGAAAAUCUAGAAUGCUUGUUCGAUACAACACGAGAACAAAGUCCAACCACUGCAUUCUCUAAUUUAAGAAGUUUGGAGCUGACGUCAUUGCCAGCAUUAGAGAAUAUAUGGAAAGAGCCAACUCAUCAUGUAAGGUUACAAAGUCUGAAGGAAGUAACAAUUCAUGGUUGUGAUAAACUGAAAUCUAUCUUCUCACCUUGCCUUGCUCAAAGUCUGUUGCAUCUAGAAACACUUAAUAUAUCUGAAUGCGAAAAAUUAAAGCAAGUCUUUGCUUUUGACAAAGAAAUGGUAGACCUAGAGGUACCUCUUAUCUCUCCAUUUUUCGAAAAUCAGGUACAACCAUUGUCAAAUUUAACUUAUUUGGAGCUUACGUCAUUGCCAACAUUGAAGAGUUUAUGGAAAGAGCCAACUCAUCAUGUAAGCCUACAAAGUCUAAAGGAAGUAAUAGUUUAUGGUUGUGAUAAAUUGAAAUCUAUCUUUUCACCUUGCCUUGCUCAAAGUCUGUUGCAUCUAGAGAAGUGUGAGAUAUCUGAAUGCGAAAAAUUAAAGCAAGUCUUUGCUUUUGAUAAAGAAAUGACUGAGCUAGAGGUAAAUCAGGCAGUACCACUCUCAAAUUUAAGAAGGUUGAAGCUACGGUUAUUACCAGCAUUAGAGAGCAUAUGGAAAGGGCCAGCUCAUUGUGCCAUUGGACUCCCUUGCCUACAAGAUUUUCAACUUGUAAACUUGAUAAAUUUGAGUUCAGAAAACUUUCUCAUCUCAUCACCAUCCUUGGAGAAGUUGAAAGUUUGCAACUGUCCUAAAUUGAGAAAUUUCACUAUUCAAAAAGAAGUUAAUGAGCAAAUUCAGCUAGAGGAAUUAUAUCUCUCUGAGUUGGUAAAUAGCUUUCAAUUGCGUAUUUCAGCCAACUGCAAUCAAGAAUAUAUAGCAGUUGGGAGUCAUGAAGAAGUAUUCCAAGUUCAUGGGCGUAUAAAGGAACUCCACCUGGAGGACUUAUCUGAAGAGCAGAUUAUAUGGAAGGAUGUCGCUCAAGUUGUAACUCUUGAAAACCUUACAAUUCUGGAGGUGAUUGAUUGCAAGAGGCUAAGAUACAUAUUUUCACCUACAAUUGCUCGAAGUUUAUCACGGUUGGUCAACCUAGAAAUACAAAAUUGUGAUGAAUUGGACCAAAUCAUUGCUGAGGAUCAAGUUUGUUCAUCAUCAGAUGAUGAUCUCCAACCUAUAAGCUUUCCUAAUUUGACCAUAAUUUCUGUUAAAUAUUGCAAAAAGUUAAAACAUCUCUUUCCUCUUGGAUCUGCUCGUUGUCUUCCAAAACUUGAAGAGUUAAAAGUUGAAGGGAACUCUAAAUUGGAGCAAGUAUUUGAACUUGAAGAUGAAGCAGAAGCGACAACUGAAAAGGAGAUAAAGUUUGAUCAAUUAAGAGAAUUAUCACUUAAAGAACUGCCAAGCCUUGUUGACUUUUGUCCAAGGGGAUAUCACUUUGUCUUAUCGGCUUUGCAUUAUUUCAGUGUAAAAGGAUGUCCCAAGAUGACAACAGGUUUCUUCAUAGAUUCAAAGACAUAUGUGCAUGCCAAAACAGAGACACCGCAACUAGUUGAGCAAGACGCCAAGACCAUUCAAUGGGGCAGGAGCUUUUGGGGCUUUUGGGGUGAGCUACCACCUUACAGGGAAGAACUGUGAGAUGAUUGCAGGGGAAGUUGCAAAGGCAUGUUUAAACAUCAAUGAGUACGUUUGAGCCAUCAACUAAACACAGGUAAAUCAAAGGCUACUUUCCAUUUUC